Telopea speciosissima is the source of this 1446-nucleotide messenger RNA. RefSeq lists its product as uncharacterized. The coding region runs from base 1 to 1446 and encodes 481 amino acids. The record is from RefSeq and is a predicted model, not a curated record. NCBI's taxonomy places the organism in Eukaryota, Viridiplantae, Streptophyta, Magnoliopsida, Proteales, Proteaceae. The transcript has a single exon.
AUGUCGUCGCAGCAAUCUUAUCUUCCCAAGAUAGUCAAGCUGGAUUUUCCCCGCUACAAUGGUGGAGAUGACACAAUAACUUGGAUCUACCGAGUAGAGCAAUUUUUUGCGUUCCAUCAAACACCAGAGGAGGAACGGGUUGCCUUGGCAUCCUUUCACCUAGAAGGGGAAGCGCAGUUGUGGUACCAGCUCUACAAGCAAAGCGAUGGAGGAGUAACAUGGGCGGAUUUUUGUGAAGGGCUACACGCUCGAUUUGGGCUGACUCCAUUCCAAGACUUUUUUGGCGAGUUGGCCAAGUUGCAACAAACUAGUUCUGUACGUGAUUACCAAGCAAAAUUCGAGAGGAUUUUAUCAAAGGUGGGUCAAUUGCCACCUAAUCGGCAAAUCAGUUGUUUUGUGAGCGGACUCCGCGACAACAUCAAGGUUGACGUUCUAGCCGCGCAACCAGCCACACUCUCUAGUGCUAUUGGGUUAGCACGGCUGUUCGAGGCUAAGAACCUAUCAAUGCGAAGAAGUUUUCCACCAGCGGAGCCACGCAAGUUCAUGGUAGGCAAUAAAGAAGCUUCCAACGGAGGAAACACCUUACCCAUUAAGCGUAUGUCGAUUGGAGAGAUGCAAGAGCGGAGGGCAAAGGGGCUCUGUUACAACUGUAACGAGCAUUUUGUGCCUGGUCAUAGAUGCAAGUGUGGCCCAGAAGAGGAAGAAGAAACAACUCUGGUGAACGACGUUGCUGAGGAGGUGGAAGAAAUACCAGAGAUUUCUUUGCACGCUAUUUGUGGGGUGAAAACUCCUGAAACGAUGAGAGUGGUAGGAAGGCUUGGCCACGUGGCAGUGACUGUGCUGGUUGACUCUGGGAGUACCCAUAAUUUUUUGAGUUUAAAGGUAGCAAAAAAAGUGGGGAUCUCUCCUACAAAUCAGCAACCAUUUGAGGUAAUGGUGGCUUCUAGAGAGAAGAUAUCCAGCCCAGGUAUGUGCAAAAAUGUGUCUUUAAAUGUUCAAGGAGUUACAAUCGUUGCGGAUUUCUUUCUCCUAGCCUUGGGUGGUUAUGAAGCUGUGUUGGGUGCCCAUUGGUUGCAAACUCUAGGCCCUAUUACUUGGGACUUUGCCAACCUUAUCAUGAAAUAUGAGGUGGCGGGAAAGGAGGUUACACUCACGAGAAUAUCAGCAGGAAUGGAUAAGAUUAUUGAAGAUCCCACUCGUGAAACUAGGAGGAGGAAACAAGGACUCUUGUUACACCUAUGCUCAAUUCUGCCCACCAAGACUGAGGUGGAACCCACUUCAGCUCACCUACAUAAACUCCUCAACCGUUUCAAAGAGAUUUUUGAUGAGCCAAAAGGAUUACCUCCCACUUGGUUACAUGACCACCGAAUUCCACUCAAAGCCAACUCCCAACCGACAUGUGUGAAGGCCUAUCAUCAUCCGUAUUUAAAAAAAAAAGGAAAUUGA